AUGGAAAGACCUUGGGAAUCAGAAUCAGUAACACUCGUUACUGGAAUUGAUGAAUCAGAUUGUUACGAGCAGUCAUCCUAUUCCGCAAUGUUGAACAUUUGGGAACCAGUUUCGCCUACGGAAUUCCGGAAUUGCUUCGGAUUAAUUCCGGAAUCGCAUGUUUAUUGUUGGUCUCAUUGGACAUACAUUGAAUAUUUGUCAUCGGCUGUUGCUGGUUACUUCAUCAUUUUUGGUAUUCUUCCUGUGCGUCUUUUACAAUUCGGAUACAAUUGGAGUUUAUUUAUCCCAUCGGAAAUCUUAUGUAAAACAUUAACUUUUCUCUUCUCUUGGUUCAGAAUAUUACCUUGCUGGUUUAUUGCUUUAGCUUCUCUCGAUCGAUAUUUGUGCAGUUCAUCAUCGGUUACACUUCGUCGUUGGAGUACUUUACCCGUUUCAUCGUGUUUGAUCUUUUGUGUGACUGUAUUCAUUGGUAUAACACAAAUUCCAAUCCUGAUUUUCUACACGAUUCAUCAAGAUCCUAUGAUAUGUCUCGGUCAGCCAAAUUCGUUUCAAAAGCUCAAUGGAAUAUUUCUGUUGAUUAUUUGGAGUUUAAUUCCAUCGUUAGCGAUGCUUAUCUUCGGUCUUCUUACCAUUCGUAAUAUUCAAAAGUCAGCACAACGAGCAUUCGAUCACGAUAUGAUCAACCGACGACAAAAACGUAUCAAACAUGUCGAUAGACAGUUAGUUCAAAUCACACUCGUUCAAUCUAUUCUUUUUGGUACAACAUCAGCUGCCGGUGCUAUCGGUGGCAUGUAUAAUGUGAUUGAUAGUAAUUUACGUAAAGAUCCAUUGUCAUUAGCUGUGCAAGGUUUAACAGGAAAUGUUCUCUCAUUCAUUGGUUUACUCAGUCCAUGUAUGAGUUUUUACUUAUGCACAUUAUCAAGUCAACUAUUUCGGCGUGAACUUGUACAUUUACUUUCAUAUCGAAAUCGUUGA
This is a messenger RNA of Adineta ricciae, 975 nucleotides long. The record is from the annotation of a GenBank genome assembly. Lineage: Eukaryota; Metazoa; Rotifera; Eurotatoria; Adinetida; Adinetidae.